CCGCGCACUCACACACACACGGACGGCAUGGCUGCAUGCGCCCCGCCACCGCCCCGCCACAUUUACGGUCUGUCUGCCCUCUGUCUGUCUUGCUGCGCCUGUGCUCUGAAGCUCUCCAACACCGACAGGGGAUCGAUCGUCAAACCAAGAUAUCCUGCACACACACCACACACACACACACGCAUCUCUCCACCACCCCUCCCGCUCCUCCCCUCCCUCCCUCCCUCCCUCCCUGCCACCCACACCCUCACCCCUGGCCAUCCAGUCUCCCUCCGUCUCUUCAUCAACAACUGGGAAGUCCCCAUACCGCCGAAUGAGCGUGUCGGUGAGCACCCGAGCGUCGCUGACGGUGUCAGCGAUGGUGGCGCCGUGGUAGCUGGUGCCCGCCACGUCCAGCCACGGCAUGUGCUGCGCGCGGUGGCGGUGCAGCGCUAUGAGCCUCUCGUGGAAGCCUACGGGGUAGAUGGGGAAGGCCUUUUCGCACCACCGGGCGCUCGUCUCGUCAGGGAGGGUGUCGAUGCGCAGGUGGCUGCGGCAGACCUUGACGGCCUCCCGCACUCCGUCCUCGAUGCUCGACACACCACCACCGCCACCACCACCACCGACCUCACCGUCACCAGCCUCGCUGCCCCUCCUGACCCUUAGCCACACGCCAAUCCUGUACACACACACAUGGAUGGAUGGAUGGAUGGAUGGGCGACCCAUUGGCACAGACGCAGCACACACACAAUGUGCUGUGUGGUGUGUGGUGUGGUGUGCUGACGGCUGACCGAGUCAUCAUCUUGGUGACAUUGAGGUUUGGGAAUAUGUUGGAGUCCCAGAACACGCCCAGCAGGUGGGGGUGCACAGACGGCGGACACGCGUACCCCAGACCCUGUGGUGUGGGCAACGAAAGCAGCACAUCCCACUAUGCGUGGAUCGGAUCACCCACUUUCCUUUUUCCCAUGUACUCUGAAUCGUUUGUCGAGGACGGGCUUGUUGUAGCCCAGGUUGACCACCACGGCAGACUCGUGGGCGGCGACAAAGGAAUCCAACAGCCCACACACCGUCGUCCCAUCACCGUCCGCGAUCACGCCAUCAAACUGCAUACACCCAACCCAAGAAAAGCAGCAGCGGUAGCCACGUUUGGCGCAGUUCACUGCUUCCCCACUCACAAACACCCACCCACUCACACCCACCUGGCUAUGGCGAAGCACGGCUGCCAGGUCGUCGGGCGGGAUGGCUGCUAUGACGUGGUCCGCCAGGAUGGGAGGACCACCUGACGAGUCGGCAAAGGACACCUCCACCUUCCGACAAACACACAGGCAGACAGACAGACAGCAGGUGGCCGUGUACAAUCAACACAUCACGUCUUCUGCAUCCCUCUCCCUUCAUGUACCUUCUCGCCAGUGGGUCUCAUGGCUGCCACUCUGGCGUCGGUCCUCAGCUCAAGGAAGGGUGUGGGUGCGUCGGUGGUUGUGGGUGUGAUUGUGGGUGUGCCCCGGUAUCCGUCAGCCUCCUUGAGCGCCUGCACGAGCACUCGUAUGAGUGCCUCACAGCCCUCGUGAAGCGUGAAGGUGCGGCCGCCCUCAUACUGGACCUGCACAGAAACAGCUACGGCAUGGCUGCCCCCCAUGUGUGCGUGUGGAUGGCUACACACCGACCGCCUGAUUGAGAGGGUCCCAUGGCGGGAUGUCCAGCCAGCUGUCCUUGGAAGCAUACACAAAGUCGCUGACACACCACACCCCACACCCACACCCACACACACGAUGGGAACAUGAGAGCGGCUCCACUCCCCAUGUUGGUCCAUCUCACCCUCUUCUGGGGAAGAGCAGCGCCCGCAUCAGCGACCCCCUCCGCCUCUCCAGGAACCACAGACGCGGGAAGUGCGACCGCGUCGACAUCUGCCGGGCGUCGCCGCCCAGCAGUGCGCGGCAGUAGGGCACGAUCAAGUCAUCCGUGGUGCGCCGACCAACACGACGGACGGCAAAGUCAUACACGCUCUCAUCCUGACCGACACACCGACAGACACACACACACACAGGCAGACAGAGGGAGAUACAGGUAAGUGCGUGGCGAUUGAGUGUCUGGCCUGGCGACCGACCUCUGCGUUGCCUGGCGGGACGAACAUCUCCCUGAGCAAGGCCGGUCCAUAUCUGAGAAGGUCGAGGCGGCUGGGGACGCGCCUGAUCUUGCCGUUGAUGUGGAGAAAGCGGUCGUUGCCCUUGCUCUUGGAACUCCCCGGAAUCACUGAGUAGGGUGUGCCCCACACACGGACACACACACACACACACACACACACACACACACACACAGGACGACAGACAGACAGACAGACAGACGACAGACACGUGUGACGCUCUCCUUCGCUCUCUCCGUUCCGUUCCCUCUGUCUUACCGAGCAUGCCUGCGCCGAGCAUUUUGAGGAGUCCGAGCAGCUCGCGGCCGCCCUUGGUGAGAGUGAAGAAUCGAGGGCCCUGCUCGAACAGGAACGACCCCUUCAUCUCCGUCUGCACCCAACCGCCCCACCGAGAGGAUCCCUCCACCUGCACACAAACACACACACAUACAUACAUUUGUGCCACAGGUUUGAUUGUCCGGCUGUGUGUGCUUCUCUCUGGUUCCUCGUCGCUCUCUCUCUCUGACCAGGGUGAGGGCGGCCUGUGGGAGUCCGCAUCUCAGGAGAUAGGUCGUGACGAGUCCGGCGACUCCGCCGCCGAUGACGCUGCAGAUCCAUCCGGCGCAGUGCAGAACGAACAUACAUAAAGGCACAACCAACACGUACGUGUAUUCAUUUCAUUAAUCUCCUCGCAGAGCGCCUACCUCGUACAUACCAAAAGUGUGGAGUUCGACUCAUCGCAGAUGCGGCAUUUUGCCCAGAUCCAGCUCGCUAUCCUUCUCAGCACACUUUUCCCACAUCAUUGGCCCCCGCAGUUACUCCCCAGAAGCAGCCAGCGGUUUCGGC
Messenger RNA from Vitrella brassicaformis, 2944 nucleotides. NCBI's taxonomy places the organism in Eukaryota, Vitrellaceae. The record is from the annotation of a GenBank genome assembly.